This is a messenger RNA of Effrenium voratum, 690 nucleotides long. The record is from the annotation of a GenBank genome assembly. Lineage: Eukaryota; Dinophyceae; Suessiales; Symbiodiniaceae.
AUGUGUUCUGGUCAAUGCCACAACACUGCAGCCGGGUCUGUUAAAGAUUCCAUGCCUUUCCUGGUCUCGGACAAGCACAUGAAAGUACCACUUCAAACGCUUACAGCCUUCACUCCAGGCAACCAAGUGAUGAACUUUGUGAAGAAGAGGGAUGGCUCAAAACGCUUCUCAGGCAACCCCGAAUAUGAGAAUUUCACCUCCAAGAUCUUCUCUCCAUCUCUCUACUUGAGUGCUUUCUCCACACUUAUGUCUCCAGAGUUGAAGGACAUCUACAGCACUCAGCUUCAGUACGCAUAUCCUGACUUUGACUUGGAGGGCAUUGAAGCGCAGAACUUGAGCAAAUGGAGGCCAGCUGCACUCGCGAAACUCGCCAAGUACCCGCCCAAGCUUUUGUCCGCCCUCGAGCAGGGCGUGACAUAUCAAAAGUACAAGGCCACUUUGAAAAUUCUCAAUGGCCAUGUGCUGGAAGAAGUGGAGAUCGGUCGCUACCCGCAGAUUUUCAUGUUGUUGGCUCGGCUGGGCGGGUACAUGUCAGUGCUCAGCGCAGUUCUGGGUCUUUGCUGGGUGCAGCGCUGGCCGGACAGCUCUGUGGCGAAGAUCUACAGGACAAGGACUUUCCUUUUGGCUGAGACACGCGGCCAGCCCGAUCAUGAGCUUCUGGCCACUGCAACACUCCCUGAGGCUGCGUAG